CGACUUCCGACUUCCGGCUGGGUGGCCAUCUCGCGGUGAGACAGCAGGAGCGGGUGCCGGUGAUGAUGUCCUCCGCAGCCGUGUCUUGGGGUCCCGGCCGAGAGCUGGCGAUGGAGCCGCGCGGCGCCGGCCCCGUGCAGCUGCGCUUCUCGCCCUACGCGUUCAACGGAGGUACUGUAUUGGCUAUUGCUGGAGAAGAUUUUUCAAUUGUUGCUUCUGAUACUCGACUGAGUGAAGGGUUUUCAAUCCACACCCGGGACAGUCCCAAAUGUUACAAAUUAACAGACAAAACAGUCAUUGGAUGCAGCGGUUUCCAUGGAGACUGUCUAACCCUGACGAAGAUUAUUGAAGCAAGACUAAAGAUGUACAAGCAUUCCAAUAACAAGGCCAUGACCACGGGGGCAAUUGCAGCAAUGCUGUCCACAAUCCUCUACUCGCGGCGCUUCUUUCCGUACUACGUUUACAACAUCAUCGGGGGACUCGACGAAGAAGGGAAGGGAGCCGUGUACAGCUUUGACCCAGUGGGCUCCUACCAGAGAGACUCCUUCAAGGCGGGAGGUUCAGCAAGUGCCAUGCUGCAGCCCCUGCUGGACAACCAGGUCGGUUUUAAGAACAUGCAGAAUGUGGAGCACGUCCCGCUGUCUUUGGACAGAGCCAUGCGGCUUGUGAAAGACGUCUUCAUUUCUGCUGCCGAGAGGGAUGUGUACACCGGGGACGCCCUGCGGAUCUGCAUCGUGACCAAGGAGGGCAUCCGGGAGGAGACGGUGCCCCUGCGGAAGGAUUGACCUCUGUGCCACGCGCUGCUUUGUUUAUUGAAAUAAACCCUGAUGCUCGUCCUGUUGGAACUUGGCUUCUCUCAGCAGCACAGGUCUGGGGGCUGCGUUCCCUUUCCUUUCAUUUUCCUCAUUCCUCCACACUUUUCUGUCCUCCAGAGCUAUUUCUUAUUUUAAGGAUGAAAAAAUAAACAGCUCAUGUCAGUUUUCCUUACA
This is a messenger RNA of Myotis daubentonii (Daubenton's bat), 989 nucleotides long. It is a transcript of the gene PSMB1, whose product is annotated as proteasome 20S subunit beta 1. NCBI's taxonomy places the organism in Eukaryota, Metazoa, Chordata, Mammalia, Chiroptera, Vespertilionidae. The record is from RefSeq and is a predicted model, not a curated record. Gene Ontology annotation, cellular component: proteasome core complex; cytoplasm; nucleus.